AGGACGCCUGUUAAUUUCCUCCUAGUCAACCUUGCCGUGGCAGACAUGGUUGUGGCCAUAUUUUUAACACCGCAGCUCCUGUCUUUCCACAUCAGUUUCACUCAUCCAGAUGGGUUGAUUGGUACAGUGUUGUGCAAACUUCUGACCACCGCAAACUUCACCUACGUUGGGGCUGGAGCAUCAGUUUUUACUUUGAUUUGCAUAUCGGUGGAACGUUACUUUAAUGUGUUGUAUCCUCAUGGAGCCAAACGCAAGCUAACCAAGCGCAAACUCAAGGUACGGUAUAUAAUUUGUAACGGGGGGUGACAACUCUAACAAAGGCUGUUUGGGCAGUUCUAUGAAUAACUUUAUGUCCUCCCGGAAAUUUCGUCGACCCUCCCGAAUUUUUCGGUGGCAUUCCCCAUAAAUGUUUAACUUCCCAAAAUUGUUUUAACAAUUAAAAUUAAAAUUUUAAUUAGAAGCUUCUUGUUGAUUAUCUAACCUUAGUUAUUUUUUCGUUAGAGGGUAUCAUGUUAACACAGAAAGACCGUCAAACUUUUUAAGUAUAUAUAAAUCGUGUUUUUUUUUUUAUUUUUAAUCACCGACGAAUCAGGCGAGCGCUGAAGGGGCCAACCACUAGGGGGGUCUGGGGGCAUGCUCCCCCAGAAAAUUUUGAAAUCUUGGUGCUCUGAAACGCCGUUUCUAGUGUUCUGAGAGGACAAAUUCUGUCCAAAAUGUUCUCUAAAUCAAUUGUCUUUUUAUGCUUAUUUUUAUUGGCGUGACUUAGCGUAGAAGUAGUCGAUUUUAUUUUAUACAAGUUGUGCGGUUUUUGAAAUUGCUCUGGAAAUCACUUUCAGCUAAGUAUAGUCUGUGUGGUGUCAUUGUAUGAGUAUCAUAAGAAUUCAUUUGAAAAUUUCAGAACUGUCGAAAUCUGGAAUUUUCCUAUGCCGAACGCAUAUUGAUCAGGAUUCGGGAUUUUUGAGUAAAAUCGGAAGGACCCCGACGAGAUUAGGAUGAUUAAAGAGUCUUCACAGACAUACUAUUUUUUAUGGCCUCAUGUGCGUUUAACAAGGUUAAAUGAGUUUCGUUUUUUUCUUACGUACUUCUAACAUACUUUUUUCAAGUUUUCCAGUAUGCAAUCAGUGGAAUGUGCUCUUAAAACUCGUUAACAUGCAGCGUAAAAAUACCCCUGAACUAAUGAAUGAUAGGAUCUGGUGUGAACUGAUAGUAUGUGCCUUGCACCGACCCUUGCACCGGUACGGUUCGUGUGUCAAUCCGCUGGGGAUUGCACGUGGUCAAUCGCACUAUAUUAGUUGGAAACGUUGCUGAUUAAGCCGUUUUCAAUUGUCAAAAUACAAGGAAUACAGCGUAUCGGCACAGGGUGCAUAUCACUGUAUACAUAUUGUUUGAUAACAUGUAAUAUCAAAUCCUUGUUCAAUGUCCCGAAAAUAUCUCAUAUUUCCCGAAAAAUUUCCCAGGUUUCCCGAUUCCCGGCAAAAUCUCCAGAUUCCCGGAAUAAAUUUGUUUUUCUCCCGAAACAGCCCUUGUUAGAGCUGUCACCCCCCGUAUUUGUAAAACCUGAAAUGCCCUAGUAUCUCAUAAAAGCCCCUUGGAAAUUAUAAUUGGGUUUUAAAUGCCCUGUCCAAUAAUUGUCCCAACUGUAAAAAAUGCCCACUUCCCCCUGAAAUGUUUGGAAAGCAACUGCAAAACCAGAUGAGUUCCCAAGAAGCAUCACAGAUUUAAACAUUGAUGAGGUUGAUGAAGGCAACUUAGUUCUGAUUGAAGAUGAUUUGAACAUUGACAUUAAAAGCUUAUAAAAUUACCCUUUUUAAUCUUUUAAUUUUCGUACACGUUCCACAGUUACUUUAGUAUAUUUCUAAAAGUUAAAUAUAGGCCUCUCUGAUAUUAAGCGCCUAUCGUUGACUGAGGAAUUGAUACUUCUGCAUGUCUAAAGAGUGAAAAUAGGCACCAAAUCAAAGUGAGAUGUCACAACACUGGCACUAAUAAUGUCCACGUUUGCACGCAGCUACAAGACUUAUUAUAGUGUGUUUGCGAAAAACCAGCGAUUUUUCGAGUUUAUUGUAAAAUUUGCGAUUUCUGGCAUGGUUGGAGAUUUUUCGAGUUUACUUUAAAAUCCGUGAUUAUGUGCAAAUGUUCUUUAUUUUUACAUGUAUAAAGCCAGUUGAGAAUUUUACAAACGUUGCGAAACUUCUUUGUCAUGUUAUGAUCAAUUAAGUCGAAUGGUCCGAAUGCUGCAUGCAUGUCCGAUCAAGACCCGAAUGCUCUCGAACAAUAAGCUUUUAUAGCACAAACGUGUUUACACGUGUUUGCACUUCCCUCCCCUCCCUAACCUUUAUGACGUCCUAGCUAAGCUUUGAACACUGCUAGUUACAGAAUAAUUAAGCCAUGGUGACCACAAUCAUGUGUGGUCAUCACCUUGUCACUAACUGAGCUCACCUUGUGGGUGGCUCCUCUAAAAUGUUCUAUAAUACAAUUGGUCUAGAAUUUAAUGGAGCCGAAAACAAUGGUGGAAUUGCACACAUUUUAAGCACCCUACUGAAGAACAGUUACGACCUAUAGAUAUUUCGAGCAACAACAAUUUGCUGUCUGUCCUCUUUGAAUGUUUUUCUUUUCAUGAUAUGUUUUCCCAGGUGCUUGUACCUUGUUCCUGGAUCUUUGGAGUGAGUUUGAAAGUCCCAGCUUUCUUGUCUUACGUCUAUGUCAAGGAAGUUGGUGGUUGCGUUUAUUUGCUUACAGAAGAAUGGAUGGGAAAACUUCUCAGUAUGUCUUGGUUUAUAUUUUUGGGAUUCCUUCCUGUCGUGGUUAUGACUGCCUUGUAUUCCCGAGUCGUUUACGCUUUGUGGUUCAAAGGCUCAGACAACGCUGGAAACAAUUCACAACAGGUUGGAAAAAUCUUACCCUACGAAUACAGCUGUUUCUCUUUUCUCCUCGCCGCUAGGGACGUUUCGCCAGGAGGAACGUGUGCGUCUCAGCGACAGAAAUUCCAUACUGAUGACGUAUAAUCUGUCGCGAAUCUGGUCAGGAACUCUAAUUGGUCGACUUAGUAGUUAUAUUGUUUUCCUACUGUUUACGAAUUGACAGACAAAAGACAAAAGACCACAAAGGUCAAAUGUAAACGUGAUGAAUCUACUACAAAAAGGGUCAAUAUUCCUGGAAUUUAUUCUUCUCUAGGAAAAGCAUACGAGUUUUGCUGGAGCUCGUUCGCAGAAGGACACAAGACUUUACCAUAAUCGACCAGGAGAAAUAUAAAAUUUAACAAAUUUACAUUUGAAGCCCUGUGACCAAACUAAUCAUGUAAAUAUUGAUUUAAGUCAUCAGCAAGGAAUUUCUGUUGCUGAGGUGCAGACGUCCCUCCUGGCGAAAAGUCCCUGGCGGCGAGAAGCAAGAAAAGACGGCUGUAUUCGCAGGCUAGAAAAAUCUAUACACAAUAAAGUCCAAAUGUUAUUAGUUGAACCUGCUUUCAGUCAGCAGACACCCUCUUUUAAACCAUUUCCACUCUGAGCUAUUCAUUUUACAUGUCAUUAUGUCCGUUAACAAUAAAUUCCCGUCCAAAAGUAAUAUCUCCUUUGGUUUGAAAACAGAUGCUUGACCCGGACUGGCCUCGAGUGAUGUAAAAUUUUCCUCUUAAAUGCUCCUACAAAAUAAUCUUGCUUGGUAAACAAAGUUUUUGGGCCCGACCCGCCAAGCGCUUUUACAUCUUGCUCUUUCACACAGCCGCCAAGGUCGACAAGGUCUUGCUGCCUUUGCCUUGUUUUCAUGCCUGAAAGUGCAGUAGCCCUGCGUUUUUUGUUAAGUCGUCCUCAGAAAACAUGACACCUUUGUAAAGGAAACAUUGACUUAAGAAGUGCUAUUAGUCCUUAAAAUAUGGCCAAAUGACAAUGAAAUAUGGUUGCCUCAUGAGAGAUAAGAUGAUUUUAAGUCAUGGUUUUGAAAAACCGAAUUUCCGUUUUCAUCCGUCCAAACGCCUUUUCUACUCCGAGGAUCCAAUUGAAUUAAACCUCAAUGUUUCCCUCAGCUGGAAAAUGAAAUGAAAUGUUUUCCUCUCAAGUGUUUUAAGCACGUAUAAAGAUAUGUGGUGCAAAGUGUCUGAACACAGCAUCAAUUUGGGUUGGUGCCUGCGCUAGUACUCGAGAACCAAGUCUGAACACAGCUUGAAAGCAUAAAUUGGUUGAUUUUCUUUUGUGACCAGCGUUGUGACCUGUGUUUAGAGACCUGUGUUUAUGAACGGAAAAAUAAAACGGCUUAUCAAUCGGUGAUACACUAUCGGGUAUCAACUGUCUGAACACAGCACCAAUUUGUACUGGUACUUGCUAUAGUGAUAUAGGGAAACAAUUGUGAACUCAGCCAAAAACAUAAAUACAUUGAUCCUCUUUUCUUGGUAGGGUGUGAUGAGGGUUCGGAAGCGAGUCACCUUGAUGGUCUUCAUUGUCAGCAUCAUCUUUGGGGUUUGCUGGGGGACAAACACAGUUGGCUACCUCAUGGUCGAUUUUUUUCCCUCGCACAAAUUCCAUACAAUAGAAGCAAGCAACACAAUAGUCUUGUUGAAUUCAGCCAUCAACCCGAUUAUAUAUGCCUUGGUCAACGAGCGAUUUAAGGAAAAGUUCAAGGCAAUGCUUUGCUGCAGGCGGCAAAGAGUAAGGGUUCAUCCAGGUGGAGAAUCUCAUGGGAUCGAAAAUAAUACCAACCCCACUGAUGCUAAAAUAGAAACAGGAAGAAACUAA
Messenger RNA from Porites evermanni, 4721 nucleotides. The record is from the annotation of a GenBank genome assembly. Lineage: Eukaryota; Metazoa; Cnidaria; Anthozoa; Scleractinia; Poritidae.